This is a messenger RNA of Paramecium sonneborni, 187 nucleotides long. The record is from the annotation of a GenBank genome assembly. Lineage: Eukaryota; Ciliophora; Oligohymenophorea; Peniculida; Parameciidae.
AUGAUCAAUGAAAAAAAAUAGUUAAUGAUGGGAUAAAAAUCAUAGAUAAUUACUCCUUCAUACAACUUUUAUGAGUUAAUUUCAAGAUUAAACUCUGUCUAUGUGGUUGAAACUAAGUAAAAUCAAAUUAUUAAUUAGUAUUAAAAUAUCGCUAAACCAAGCAAAUGAUAAUACUCCUGCAGCCUGA